Molecule: messenger RNA, 1508 nt
Organism: Gymnodraco acuticeps
Lineage: Eukaryota; Metazoa; Chordata; Actinopteri; Perciformes; Bathydraconidae
Product: carboxypeptidase O-like
Exons: 9
Coding region: 180-1223 (347 amino acids)
Biological process (GO): proteolysis
Molecular function (GO): metallocarboxypeptidase activity; zinc ion binding
Source: RefSeq, a predicted model, not a curated record
AAUAUCACCCCAUGGAUGAGGUCAAAGUCUAUCUAUCCAUAGCCCUUUAUAACCAGAUGAUAUUUUAUUAGUAAUACAUCUUCCCUCCUUUUGUUGUCUCACAGUUGUGUUUCUUCCAUUAGACACUAUAAAGAUUGUAGAUUACGGAUGGAUUUGAACAAAGGGAGCUUGUGUAAUAUAUGUACAUUACAAGAAUGAAUUAUAACACGGAUGAAAUUUUAACACAGAUAUACAAGUGGAUGGAAGAUGUGGAGCGAGAGAACCCAGAGCUGGUCUCCUCUGCUGUCUACGGUCACACUUUUGAAGGAAAAAAUAUCGCACUGCUGAAGUUUGGACUACAAAACCCAGAGGGCAAAGAGAAGAAGGUAAUAUGGAUGGACUGUGGUAUCCAUGCUCGAGAGUGGAUCGCCCCCGCCUUCUGCCAGUGGUUUGUCAAAGAGAUUGUGACCUCGUAUAAAACCAAUAAGAAGCUGGAGCAGAUGCUGCAGAACCUGGACGUCUACGUUACUCCUGUGAUCAAUGUGGACGGAUACAUGUACACCUGGGUCAAUACCACCACUCGAAUUUGGAGGAAGUCUCGUUCCACCCCUCCUUCGGGCAAUAGCUGCCUUGGUGUUGACCUCAACAGAAAUUUUAACGCCAACUGGGGAACGGUUGGUGUGUCAUUUGACAGUUGUGCAAACACAUACUGUGGGAAAGAAGCCGGGUCAGAGCCAGAGGCUACAGCUGUGAUGGACUUUGUUGGUAAGAUGGUUAAACAGACUCUGUGUUUUCUCACCAUCCACUCCGCGGGGCAACUUAUACUCUUACCAUAUGGCCACCCUCAGAUCUCUGCACCCAACUAUGAUGAACUGGUGUCAGUGGGGAAGGCAGCAGCAGCAGAAAUGAAGAAGCUACAUGGAAUGGGCUACACUGUAGGAACAUCUCCACAAAUCCUCUAUCCAAACUCAGGCUCAAGCCGCGACUGGGCUCGUCUCGUCGGCAUCCCCUUCUCUUACACCUUUGAGCUGCGAGACAAAGGUGAGUUCAGCCACUUGCUGCCAGAGGAUCAGAUCAAGCCGGCCUGCGAGGAGGCGUACGCAGGAGCGCUGUCCAUCAUCACAUAUGUCCACGACAAAACCUUUAACAGUGGCGCUAUCCCUAGUGCUGCUUUCUUUGGGGUCGCUAUGGUGAUGUUGAGCUCCUUCAUGGUUGUGUUUCUCACCACAGGGGUGUUGUUGUAGUCAAUCAUACAAUAGUAGAUAAACUUGAACUCAUUUUAUAUUUUACUUACUGAGGCAUUCACCCAAAUUCUAUUAAUGUGGCUAAUUAAGCUAGAUGCUAAAACAGCAAAAAUAAUUGCACUAUCCAUAUACAGUAUGAUUCUCAUUCAUUAAUAUGUGUAUUAUGUACUUGCACUGGCUAUAAAUGUAUGCAUUCUGGCUUGUAUUGUGGUUGUAUAUUGCUCCCAGGCCUAAAAGAGCCUGUAGACUAAACAUGUUCUAUAUUCAUAUUCAAGACUAGAAUAA